Molecule: messenger RNA, 1467 nt
Organism: Penicillium daleae
Lineage: Eukaryota; Fungi; Ascomycota; Eurotiomycetes; Eurotiales; Aspergillaceae
Gene: dbp5
Product: ATP-dependent RNA helicase DBP5
Exons: 4
Coding region: 1-1467 (488 amino acids)
Biological process (GO): poly(A)+ mRNA export from nucleus
Cellular component (GO): cytoplasmic stress granule; nucleus
Molecular function (GO): RNA binding; RNA helicase activity; ATP binding
Source: RefSeq, a predicted model, not a curated record
AUGUCGACUGAGAACAACGAGGCCGGCGGCUCUUUGGCCGACCGCAUCACCAAACCCGAUGAGGCCUCACAGCCUGCCCCCACCACCGAGACACCAACAAAGCCAAGUGAAGACGGUGCUGGAACUACAUUCCAGGGACCGGACCUCCAGGAGCCUGAGUACCAAGUCGAGGUCAAGCUCAGUGACCUGCAGGCGGACCCGAACAACCCCCUGUUUUCCGUCAAGAGCUUCGAAGAUCUUGGACUUGACCCCCGUAUCCUCAAGGGUCUCUCGGCCAUGAACUUCCUCAAACCCUCCAAAGUGCAAGAGCGCGCACUCCCUCUGUUGAUGAACAACCCCCCGAAGAACCUCGUUGGACAGUCCCAGUCCGGAACUGGCAAGACUGCUGCCUUCGUACUCAAUGUCCUGAGCCGUGUCGACCUUUCCACAGAAGAGAUGCGUGGCACUCCUCAGGCCUUGAUCCUGGCCCCUACCCGUGAGCUUGCCCGUCAGAUUGUUGGCGUCAUUCACGACAUGGGCCAAUUCCUUGAUGGCCUCAGCAUUGGAACUGCGGUUCCUACUGAUGCUUCCGCUCGCCCCACUCGGAUGACCGCCUCUGUUGUGGUUGGAACUCCUGGUACUGUUCAAGAGAUGAUCAGGAGACGCGUCCUCAAUCCCACCGGCCUAAAGGUGCUGGUCUUGGAUGAAGCCGACAACAUGCUUGACCAGCAGGGUCUUGGGGAUCAGUGCAUCCGUGUCAAGGCAAUGCUCCCUCGCACCAUCCAAGUCGUGCUGUUCUCUGCCACCUUCCCGUCCCACGUCCACCGCUAUGCUGCCAAGUUUGCCCCUGCUGCGAACGAGAUCACCCUUCAUCACGAGGAAUUGACCGUCGAGGGUAUCAAGCAGCUCUACAUGGAUUGCAGCAGCGAUGAGGAGAAAUACACCAACCUGGUUCAGCUCUAUGGCUUGCUGACUGUUGGCUCGUCCAUCAUUUUCGUCAGGACUCGUGCCUCUGCCGUGGAGAUUGAAAAGCGUAUGACCGCCGAGGGCCACACUGUUGCUUCCCUCACCGGUGGUAUCGAGGGCUCUCAGCGUGAUGCCGUCAUUGAUGCCUUCCGCAGUGGUGAGGCCAAGGUGCUCAUCACGACUAACGUUCUCGCUCGUGGAAUCGACGUGUCCACCGUAUCCCUCGUUAUCAACUACGACAUCCCCGAGGUUUCCGGCCCCGGUGGUGCUAAUCGCAAACGCGAGCCCGACUACCAGACCUACCUUCACCGUAUCGGUCGUACGGGUCGAUUCGGCCGCAUCGGUGUUGCUAUCUCCUUUGUCUCUAACAGGGAAGAGUGGGAUAUGCUUCGCCAAAUCCAGCAACAUUUCACUUGCCAGAUUGAGCGCAUUGAUACCAGCGACUGGGAUGAGGUUGAGCGGAUUAUCAAGAAGACCAUCAAGAAUUCUCGUGCCCAGGCCCAGUUUGCCAAACCCCAGUGA